AUGCUUGACAAAAAACCUUGUCUGAAAUUCAAAUCCCCCACCCCCUCUGGCUAAACAUUGAUAGGUGCAUUAAAGGUCGACGAAAAUACAUACUCUGGUAUUGUGGUACCAACGUUAUUAGGGAAGAUUCCAGAUUCGGUGAGACUUACUAUCACUAGAGGGGAGGAAUACCUUAAAUGGACUAUAAAAGAAUUGUUGCAAGCACUGUUAACUGAGGUGGAAUUACGGGAAGACUAUAGACUGACGCCACAAGUGAAACCUACUGCUGGAAAUGGAAGGAGAAUGUACAACGCGAGUGCACUACAAGUGAAUCGGAGUCUUGGUCGGGAUAAAGAUCGAUGUGCGUUCUGUAUGGGGAAGCAUCGCCAUGAAGAUUGUGCCAGAGUGAAAGAUAUGAGAGAACGAACGAACUUGAUACGUAAGUUUGCUCGAUGCUAUAAAUGUUUAGAGAGAGGACAUUGUGCACGUGACUGUAAAGUAGUUGUUCAAUGUAAAAACUGUAAAGGGGGUCACCAUAGUGCUUUAUGCGAAACUGAAGUAAGCAGUGCAUCAGAGGAGGAGGGUGCGCAAGUAGGGAAUGAGGCGAGCACCCAUAUAGUUAAUGUACCUGCCAGCAUGUUAGUGGGGGGCAGCAGUAGGAUCGUGCUCCAAACCGCCCAAGCGCUAAUUAAGGGUAGUAAUAGUAGUAAUAGAGUAAGAGUAAUGUUUGACUCUGGGAGUCAUAAAUCGUUCGUAACUGCGGACGUAGCACGCGCGUAUAAUUUAAAAUUGCUUAGGAAGGAGUGGCUUAGCAUAAGUACGUUUGGUCGGAAAACCACUGAAUCGGGAUUGCGUGAUGUAGUUCUUAUCGACCUGAUUCCUGUAAGCGGUGGUGGGAGUCUGACACUCGAGGCUUAUGUCGUGCCGGAGAUUUCACGAAUAAGCAACGAGCACGUUGAAGUCGUUAAGAAAGACUUUUCGCAUUUGCAUAACCUUUGGUUUUCAGACGUAUGCCGGACCAAAGAGGAGCUUGAAAUUGAUUUGUUGAUCGGUUCAGAUUAUAUUUGGAAGUUUCAGAGGGGCCGAACCAUACGGGGGGAGCCUGAGGAGCCGGUUGCAAUUGAAACUGAGUUGGG
Paramuricea clavata is the source of this 1115-nucleotide messenger RNA. Lineage: Eukaryota; Metazoa; Cnidaria; Anthozoa; Malacalcyonacea; Plexauridae. The record is from the annotation of a GenBank genome assembly.